Rhodofomes roseus is the source of this 1436-nucleotide messenger RNA. RefSeq lists its product as uncharacterized. The transcript has 2 exons. The record is from RefSeq and is a predicted model, not a curated record. Lineage: Eukaryota; Fungi; Basidiomycota; Agaricomycetes; Polyporales; Fomitopsidaceae. Bases 1 to 1185 code for a protein of 394 amino acids.
AUGACAAAGAAGAAGAACGUGUCGUGGUACUCAGAUAGCAAACCCGAUGCGCCACACGCAGCCAAGGAUACGAGUAUGCGUCUCGUUGGAAGUGGCACGCUCGUCCAAUUUUGGGUGCCAAUCUCUGGGGGUUCCGAGUUGCGCAAGUCAGGGCGCCACCAAGCAUCGCGCGUAUGCGACCCGGAAGAAAGCUCCGAUGCGUCGUUUGCUCAGGACCCCCGCAUCCGUCUAGACGAGACUCCAUCUCAGAAGGCCACCGAGGCAUCAUCAGUUCAGCACCGAUCCGAGACUGGCACUCACGAGGUUCAAGUUGUCAAUGGACCUGUGCCUGCACACGAAUCGACGCUGGACGCUACUGCGUUACAGCUGUUUGCGGGCAUGAAUGAGAUAGAGCAGUCUGUGGCUGUCCUGCUGGCGCGUAUGCUUAUGAACAGGUCCCGCUCUCCUGCCGUUGACAGUGCAGGAACGAUGGUUGCCUCCCAUGCGGACGCGUCUGAGUCAUCCAGAGCGUUGUCUACGCCACUGACGGUGGCUUCGUCGCGCACGCCUAGUCCUUCCAGCGACCAGGGCUCAGUGCAGCACGUCAGACGGCCGGCCACUCCUACGCUCUCACAGGCGUCCGACCUUCCGCCAGAGGUCGCGGACGACUCUGGUGAACGCGAGAGCGGUCGGACUGGGGACGAGGAAGACGAACAGUCCGGCGAAGGUGUAAGCGACAACGAUUCGUUUAUCGAACCCGAAGAUGAUGACGACGACGACUCGUCCUAUGAACCCAAACCAAAACGCGUGAAGCGAAAGCAGACUUCUGUCGCAGGACGCACUCAAUCCGCUCACAGGAAGAAACAGGCGUCGAAAGUUGCGUCUGUUCCCAGGGUCGCCGCGGCACCUGUUACUCGACCUACCAGAAAGGGUCCCAGGCGCCGCAUCCCUAUCGCCCCGCUUGCGCAGGAUAAACCUGGCUACAAGCAGGAAGGUCGUUACUGGUGCAGACACGAUGGAUGCAAUGCGUCAUUCGUACUAUCGCCCGACAGGACCCGCCACGAGGCGGCGCAUACUGGGCACCCCCAGUGCAAGUGCAUGCACUGCGGCGACAAGUUCAGUCGCUUCGAUGCAGGCUUACGGCACAGCCAAACAGCACACAAGAAUAAGAAACCACAUAUCGAACGCUGCUCAGAUGAGGCGUAAGUUGGCUGAGCGGCCCCGACUUUGGACUAUUGAUAUCUCCCCGUAAACGGACUAUGUUGACUAUCUUCAACUUGUAUGUACUCCCGGACUACGACAUAUGCAGCACUACGAUAUUUCUCGCCACCUAGGAUAGUUCUUGGACAGUGUUACCGAACCACCUGUAUGUAGUAUGACGCUGAGCCGCGCGCCUUCCCAGCAAAGCGGUGACCUUGGGGCGACCAGCGUUGGAAACAUGACAAAGAGCCUCGAAG